Molecule: messenger RNA, 1335 nt
Organism: Dromiciops gliroides (monito del monte)
Lineage: Eukaryota; Metazoa; Chordata; Mammalia; Microbiotheria; Microbiotheriidae
Gene: APOE
Product: apolipoprotein E
Exons: 4
Coding region: 168-1079 (303 amino acids)
Biological process (GO): regulation of amyloid-beta clearance; negative regulation of neuron apoptotic process; lipoprotein catabolic process
Cellular component (GO): extracellular region; intermediate-density lipoprotein particle
Molecular function (GO): lipid binding; low-density lipoprotein particle receptor binding; very-low-density lipoprotein particle receptor binding
Source: RefSeq, a predicted model, not a curated record
CUCGUGACAGGCCCGCCCUGGCCCUGGAGGAGGGGGCGGGGGUUGGAGCCCUAUAACUGGAAGAGGGGCCCGAGUCCGGGUCCUACUCAGCCCAGGAGAGGAUCUCUGACGCCGAGGAAGCCCCAGCUGAGCAGGCAGGCCAAGAGCAAUCGCCAGCUGUGCUGAAGAUGAGAUUCCUGUGGGCCUUGUGGGCGCUGGCCCUCUUGACCGGCUGCCAGGGGGAAGAGGCCAAGGCUUCUUCGGAGGAGCUGAUUCCAGACCCAGAGCUAUGGAGUUCAGAGCCAGGCAAGGCCUGGGAGAUAGCCAUGGGCCGCUUCCAGGGCUACCUGGACCAGCUGCAAGCCCGGGCUGAGGAUCUGCAGAGUGAGGUGCGGAGUUCCCAGAUAGUCAAGGACCUGAGAGGCCUCAUGACAGACACUCUGACUGAGCUGAAUGCAUACAAAGCUGAACUGAACCAGGAGCUGACUCCCAUGGCUGAGGAGACCCGGGCUCGGCUGACCAAGGAACUCAGUGCGGCCCAGGCCCGCCUCGGGGCUGACAUGGAGGAUGUGGGGUCCCGGCUUGCCCAGUACCACCGAGAGUUCCAUGCUGUAGUCAACCAUAACAUAGAUGAGGUCAGGAACCGGGUAUCUGCCUACGUGCGCAAGAUGAAGAAGCGCAUUGGGCGGGACUACGAGGAGCUGCAGACCCGCUUGGCCACCUACCAGGCUGGAGCCCAGGAGGGUGUGGAACGCGGGCUCGGCUCCCUGAAGCAGCGCCUGGUGCCCCUGCUGGAACGGGUCCAAGAGCAAAACAAGAAGAGGGUGGCCAACCUGGGCACCCUGGCAGGGGAGCGCCUGCAGAGCCACCUGGAUCAGAUGCGCACCCAAGUGGAGGAAGUCAAAGCCAAGAUGGAUGAGCAGUCAGCCCAGCUGCAGGCUCAGCUGCAGGGCCUUCACGACCGCCUGAAGGCCUGGUUCCAGCCCCUGGCCACCGACCUGCAGCGCCAGUGGACAUCGCUGGUGGACAAGGUUCAGGAGGCCAUCAACUCCAACGGGAAGCUGGGAGAGACAGGCCCUGUUCCCUUCAGUGUCAACUGAAAGGACCCCAGAGCCUUCCAUGGGGAUCCUCUAGCUCCCUCUAUCCCCCUGGGAGGCCCUUCUCAUCAUCCAUCAGUGGACCCUUCCAUGCCUUCUCCUUCCCCCCAACCCCCCACAAAGGGGGUGAUCCAAUCCCACCCUCACAUCCACAGGGCAGGCCGGGGCAUCCCAUGGCCUCUACCACCCUGGGCUGAUGGGGGCAGGGGGCUACAUGUAGUUUAAGCUCCAGCCAACAAUAAAGUGAAAGCUUGCUUGA